UUGAUGCUCAAAGCACCAAGAAAAUCUUAAUACUUGAGCUAUUAAUUGUUAUUUGCAAUUUUUGUAGUCCAAUAAAGGUACUGUAAUUAUCUAAAAUGGCAAUAACUGGAUCUUUUUUAUUUUAUUUCUUUUGGUACUAACAACUACUGGAUCAACAUCCUCUGUGGUGGGAGAAAUGGUGACUAUUCUUAGCAUUGAUGGAGGUGGCAUUAAAGGCAUCAUCCCUGCUACUGUUCUUUCUUUUCUGGAAAGCCAACUCCAGGAAUUAGACAAUGAUGAAGAUGCAAGACUUGCAGAUUACUUUGAUGUAAUUGCGGGGACAAGUACAGGUGGCCUAUUGACCACUAUAGAUAGUGCUCCAAAUGAAAAGGGCCGUCCCUUCUCUGCUGCCAAAGAUAUUGUAUCCUUUUACUUCGAGCAUGGCCCUAAGAUUUUUCCACCUGGUGCCUUGCCUCCCUUUUUUGGCCCCAAAUAUGAUGGAAAAUAUCUUCACAAAGUUCUGCAAGAGAAGUUGGGAGAGACUCGUUUGUAUCAGACUUUAACAAAUGUUAUCAUUCCAACCUUUGACAUGAAAAAUUUUCAGCCAACAAUAUUCACCAAAUCGGAGAUAGCAAACUCUCCUCAUUUGGAUGCUAAGUUGUCUGACAUAUGCAUUGGCACCUCGGCUGCUCCAACUUAUUUUCCUCCAUAUUACUUUGAGAAUGAUGAUGGUAAAGGAAAUCAGUAUGAGUUUAAUCUUAUUGAUGGUGGUGUUGUUGCUGCCAAUCCGGCCUUAGUUGCCCUAAGCACAGUAACCAACAGUGUGGAAGCGGAUCCAUCAUUUGCUUCUAUAAAGCCAUUGGACGUUAAACAAAUUCUGCUGCUCUCAUUAGGGACUGGCACUAAUGCAGAUUUUGCUGGGACAUACACAGCAGAGGAGGCAGCUAAUUGGGGUCUUGUUUCCUGGCUAUCUCAUAAUAAUUCGAACCCUCUUAUUGAAAUGUUAUCUGAAGCAAGUGUUAUUAUGAAUGAUUAUUACAUCGCCACCAUCUAUCGCGCUCUUGGUGCUGAAACGAAUUACCUCAGGAUUGAAGAAACUGCAUUAAUUGGCACUACUACCGAAAUGGAUAAUGCUACAGAGGCUAAUAUGAACUUAUUGGUACAAGUUGGUGAAAACUUGUUGAAGAAACCAGUUUCCAAAGAGAAUCCUGAAACCAAUGAGGAAGCUCUAAAGAGGUUUGCCAAAUUGCUCUCAGAAAGGAAGAAACGACGUGCAAACAAAGCCGACUCAUAAUAAUAAUUAUGCUAAUAAUGAAUAAGCGCUUGUAAGGCAUGCAUUAGGCCGUCAAGUCUUGUGUUGUUUUAGAAUAAUCGUGUUUUUCAAUUUCAGAAAUAAAAAGAAGAGAGGAAUAAGUUUCAAUAGAAAUAUCACUCUCUAUGUAAUAAGCUAAUUAUAAGCAUUAUGUAAACUUUUGGUUGUGUUAUUCUAAGCCAAACCAAUGAAAAUAAAAAUAAAAAAAUUUGUCGUUUUAUGCA
Nicotiana attenuata is the source of this 1515-nucleotide messenger RNA. Its product is annotated as probable inactive patatin-3-Kuras 1. Gene Ontology annotation, biological process: lipid metabolic process. NCBI's taxonomy places the organism in Eukaryota, Viridiplantae, Streptophyta, Magnoliopsida, Solanales, Solanaceae. Gene Ontology annotation, molecular function: glycerophospholipase activity; monoacylglycerol lipase activity. Bases 176 to 1273 code for a protein of 365 amino acids. The record is from RefSeq and is a predicted model, not a curated record. The transcript is spliced from 7 exons.